Messenger RNA from Engraulis encrasicolus (European anchovy), 3699 nucleotides. Its product is annotated as receptor-type tyrosine-protein phosphatase N2-like. Gene Ontology annotation, molecular function: protein tyrosine phosphatase activity. The record is from RefSeq and is a predicted model, not a curated record. The transcript has 29 exons. Gene Ontology annotation, biological process: regulation of secretion; insulin secretion involved in cellular response to glucose stimulus; protein dephosphorylation. The coding region runs from base 149 to 3037 and encodes 962 amino acids. Gene Ontology annotation, cellular component: synapse; secretory granule. Lineage: Eukaryota; Metazoa; Chordata; Actinopteri; Clupeiformes; Engraulidae.
GCAGCGCCUCAGUGGAAACCUGCGAGACUAUUCUGCCGACACUGAAAGCUACUGAAAGGGAAUAACACCCCCGUGAUUGUUAUUAUCAUCAUCACCACAUCAUCUCCACCGUGAGGGGAGUGACGUCACUGUCCGGUUACCCGGGAAGAUGGUGGCGUUUGGCGUUCUAGUCCUCACGCUGCUCUUGAGCCGCAUCCAGGCAGCUGAGAGGGGCAAAGUCGGUUGUUUGUUUGCGUCCGGCCUCUGUGAAGACCACGAGAGCUGUGUAAACGAUGCCUUAUUUGGCCAGUGCCUGUUGCCCGGGGCGAUGCCCCUCCCCCCUUAUGACAUCACCAGGGGGCAGGAAGUGGAUCGGCUACGAAGCGUCCUGCAGCAACUCGGACAACGAGGUUUGUCGUGGGAGGAUGAGGUGACCCAGCGUGUUCUGAGUCGGGAGCUCGCUAAACUCAACAGGACUCCUCAACGCAGCAGGCCGAUCCUCAGCGAAGACGAGGGGGAACAGGAAGUGAUGUCACAGGGGGCUUGGCAGGAGGCGGGGCAAAGCAGACGGUUGGAGAAAUACCUGCAGCAGCUCUUGGCCAAGGAGGAUGGCCGUUAUUCUCAGUGGAAGAGUGAAGCUGGAGAGACCAUGCUGCUCUUGGCAGCCCUGCAGAAGUACCUGGACCAGCCAUCGUCCCAGAAGCCCAGGACACGCCUCUUCCGGUCACAUGACGUGCCGGACACGCCCCCGGCCAGAUUUCGACCAAUGGCGGAUGAGGAGAGCCUGCGGGCCCUUCGCGAUUAUGACGAAGAUGAUGAAGAUGGAGGCGGCAAUGAAGAUGAAAUGGUGGCUCGAGACCUGGACAGGAACCGAGAUCAGCUGGAGAGGCUAAUCGCUAGUGCGCUACCUCAGGCUCUGCAGCAAGAGGAUGAAGAGGAGGAGGGUGAGGAAGAGGAGGAACGCAAAGCACCAGCAGAGAAAAGAGAAGAUGGGAACGGCAACUCUUCAGAUGAUGAGAAGCUGCUGUUGAAGCUUCUUCAGUUUUUGGACCGAAGCUCCUCCCCUUCGCCCCUGGACCCCGCCCCUUCUCCCCCCUGGUUCCCACGGCAACUGAAGAACCACCAAGAUGACGACGAUGAUGAUGCCAACAACAAUGGCCGCCGUCGCCAGGGCGUUUCCACGGAGACAGUGAAGAGUCGUGUGAGCCAGCGCGAAGAUCGACAGCUACUACAGGUGCAGAUCGCCACAGAGGAGGAAGAGCAGCAGAGGCAGCAGCUCAUUGGGGUCAAAGGUCAUCUUCAAGGUCCACAAGGUCAUCCCCAAGGUCAUCUUCAAGGCCGCCCGGCUGUCAAGGUGCAUCCCCCUCCGCCAUCCUCCGAGCUCCAGCUUGACGUCCAAUCAAAACCCUCAGCUGGCCAGGGAGGGGGAGGACUCUCCUUCUCGGUGUCCAAUCUGGAGGAAGGGGGCGGCGACGGGGCGUACGGAUACGUGAUCACGGACAAAGAGGAUUUGGCAACAGAUAAAGGCUUAGAGCUGGCGGAGAUAUUGGCCCGACGGGCAAAGAUUCACAUGGACGACUUCCUGGACUUGUCGGUCAAGGGAUCUGCCAUCAUUUUCCAAAUUCGAACCCUGAAUUCCCAAAAUGUCACCACCGCUGACGUGGUCAACAUCGCAGUUGACCAUAGGAGUUCGGUGGAGCGUGAGAGCAAACUGAAGAUCCUGGAGGCCGGACUGGCAGAGAAGUCUCAGCUAAGGGACCUGCCCACUAAGUAUAGUCGUUCGGAGUCCACCAAGUUCCUGAUCCUGACGGUGUUGUCCCUGCUGUGCAUUGUGGGAGUUCUUCUGGCCUCGCUGGUCGUCUACUGCGUCCGGCAUCGCGCACACCUGAAGGACAAGCUGACCAACCUCAACGCAGCCGACGCGGCCAACGAAGCCUAUCAGGAGCUCUGUCGUCAGCGUGUUGCGAUGAAGCCCACACUGGAAAAGAAGGCGGAGUCAGCCCUGCGUCGCCAGAGGACCGCCUCCACCAAUCAGGCGCCACACGCAUCCCGACUCGGCAGUCUGACGUCCCAGUUGAGUGACAGCUCCGUUGGCAUGGCGGCGACCAAUAGUGUGAGUCCAUCCAGGACAAGCCCCUCCCCUUGGUCAGAGGAGCCAAUGGCCAUGCCCUCCACCAUGAUGGACAUCUCCACCGGCCAUAUGAUACUGUCCUAUAUGGAAGACCAUUUAGCCAAUAAGGAUCGACUUCAGCAGGAGUGGGAGGGCCUUUGCGCAUACGAGGUGGAGCCCAGUAGCUGUGAGGUCGGACGCAGAGACGGAAACGCCAAGAAGAACCGCUCAUCUGCUGUGGUGGCCUACGACCAUUCCAGGUUCAAGCUUCGAGUUGAGAACAGCCAAUCCUCAUCGGACUACAUCAAUGCCAGCCCAAUAAUGGACCACGACCCGAGAUACCCAGCGUACAUCGCCACACAAGGGCCUCUACCCUCCACUGUGGCCGACUUCUGGCAGAUGGUAUGGGAGAGUGGGGCAGUCGUCAUCGUCAUGCUCACGCCGCUCGUGGAGUCGGGAGUCAAGCAGUCGCACCACUACUGGCCAGACGAGGGCUCCAAUCUCUACCACAUCUACGAGGUCAACCUGGUGUCUGAGCAUGUGUGGUGCGAGGACUUCCUGGUUCGCAGCUUCUACCUGAAGAACAUGCAGAGCAACGAGAGUCGCACCGUCUCGCAGUUCCACCUGCACACCUGGGGGGGCGCCACCGUGCCAGACACGCAGACGCUGCUGGACUUCCGCAGAAAAGUCAACAAGUGCUAUCGUGGUCGGUCCUGUCCUAUCAUCGUUCACUGCAGUGAUGGAGCUGGAAGGACAGGGACUUACAUUCUCAUCGAUAUGGUGCUGAACAAGAUGUCAAAAGGCGCUAAGGAGAUCGACAUUGCGGCCACCCUGGAACAUCUGAGGGACCAGAGGGCCAAUAUGGUGCAAACUAAGGAGCAGUUUGAGUUUGUGCUGACCACAGUGGCAGAGGAGGUGAACGGCAUCCUGAAGGCGCUACCACAGUGAAAAGACUACAAGUGAAGAUGGCCGCCCUACUGGGAGACUCUGGCUUUGUCGGCCAUGUUUGUAGUGUUUGUGUCAGAGGAAAAUAUUGGCUGAAUCUCAAAUGGUGCACUUGUGCACUUUAGUGUUCAUGUUUCAGUGCGCAUGUCGUAUUAGUUACGCACUGAAACAUAGUGCCCGAAGUGCACAAGUGCACCAUUUGAGAUUCAGCCAUUGUCACCCGAAGGCGCUACCACAGUGAUGCCCCAGAGGGCGCUAAAACACAAACUACACACAGAUACACACACAGACACACACACACAAACUACACACAGACACAUACACACAAACAUCAUACACAGACAUACACAACAGUAACACACAUUAUGAUGCCGAUACACAGACACAGGCUUGGUCAAAUAUCAAAUGCAAAUGUAAAUAGACACACAAACACACACACAGACAUACACACACAGAAACAUGCAGACACACACACACAUAGAGAAACACAAAACCCACGAUUACACUAAAUGCAAAUUCCUGGAUAUUGUGUGCCGUCGUGAGUGAUCCUACUGUAAAAAAAAAAAAAAAACACUGACAAAUACGCUGUCAUUGAAAUUCAUAUCAGUGUACCAGUGAUGUAUUGAUAUUGGUCCCCUUGUAAACAAUUAAAUAAAACAUGUGUG